ACACGUUUUGUUGUUUGGAAAGCCUGCUGAGAGAAAGGAGGGAAAAUAUUCUCUAAAACGUUCAGCAAAUACGACUAAUUUCAAACAAUGUCGGACGACGAGAACAAUCAUAACGAUAGCGGGACUGAAGAGCAUGAACAAGACAGGGAAUCGCCAGCUAAGAGUGAUGAACCUCGCCAGAAAUCGCAUUCACCUCCACCAAGAUCUCGUUCUAGCCGACAUGAUGGACCUCCUCCAACGAAACUUUAUGUCGGGAAUUUACCUGACGAUUGCAAACGAUCGGAUCUCUAUGCUUUGUUCGAGAAAUGCGGGAAGUUAGAAAAAUGUGAUGUACUGCGAAACUUUGCAUUUGUGCAUUAUGAACGUGCUGAAGAUGCAUCCAAGGCAGUUGCCAAGUUGGACGACUCUGAAUUUAUGGGUGUUCACAUUCAAGUUCAGCAUGCGAAGAGCAAAGGAAAACCUAAUGCUGGUGAUAAUGAAUGUUUUGAAUGUGGACGAGAAGGCCAUUGGGCAAGAGAUUGUCCUAGAAGAAGAAGAUAUGACAGGCGUCCACCUCCUAGAAGUAGUUAUCGAGGGCCGGAUAGUUACCGUGGACCUGACAGUUAUCGAGGACCGGAUAGUUAUCGUGGACCAGAUAGUUACCGUGGGCCAGAGCGUAGCUACAGAGACAGUUACUAUAGCGAUAGUUACUAUGGAAGUCGAUACUCUGCCCCACCUCGGUACAGCCCCUACAGUCCUUAUGGAGGCUAUGGUGGACGAAGUAUGAGGAGCAGGUCACCUCCGCCAAGAUCCUACCACAGUUCAUAUGCUUAUGCACCAAGACGGUAAGCGUUGCUUGUGGUAGAUUAAUGACAUCAUGGUAACUGGUUUUACACUAAAAUGAUAAUGUCACCACAUCCAUAAGCUACUGACAGUACAAUGCAAAAAUGCACCAGCUUUAAGACUUGUGUACGAAUACAAUUUUCUAAGUUUCGCCUUGCGCAUGCAAAGAUCAUUCAAAUUGAUCUAUUUUUAAGAGUUUUUAGUACAUCAAAAUAGAAUUGUCAUUCUUACCUACUUUUUGUUUGUGUCUCAUUGUCUGAUUGUAAUCUAAAACUCCUAAAAUUCAUGGUUACAGAAGAGAAAACUAUGUUGUCAAAUGUUUCUUUCUCCGAGAGUAGGAAAAAGUAUUAAGAACUCUUCCCACACACCUCUGACUACUACACGUACCUAUUACAUAUACUCUAUCUAAAACAAGAAACUACAUCACAUAAACACGUAAAAAGGCUACUCGCAUUCGUGCAGAAUCUACAAGAUAUCAGAAUUUGAAAUACAUCAUCAUCGAUAGUACAGUUUUCGUUAUGAGUAGUACAAACGACGCCGGUCGCGUUGUCCCAAGCGUCGAAGGACCAUUUCAUGGAAUGCUCGGAAGAUCUUACUCCAGUGGGAUUGAGAUAAACUCGGCGAUGUCGUAAUUCGAGUUGGUUAAGGUAACGAACGGUGUCUCGGAAGGGUUUGACGUCCACUUGUGAUAUUAUUGAAUACACUAUGUUAUAAUCGGUACGUUGAAUCGUUUGUAUGAAGUUUUCUAUAGUUGCUCGUGCAAAUAUCGGUGGGCUAACAACAACGAUUGUGACCUCGAAAACGAAGGGUCGUGCUCGGAAGAUCCAUUCAUUCAAAGAUACCCGUUGUCGCCAGAGAUCCUAUACCUUAACGUUGUUCAAAUAUUUCUCGGAUGGUGUUAAAAUUAGCUUGAAUUCUUUCUGGUCUAAUGGCUGGAGGUACUCCCAGAGAUUCUGGAUAACCCAAGCAAGAGGGUUUGCAUAAAUGGGUUUGGGAAGACUUACUCGAUGGUGUCCUGGAGUAAAGGGAACUUGUGAGAACGUAUAAAGAUUCUCCAAAGUGAACUUUGGUGUCAACAGAUAACACUUGAAAUUUGUUCCCAAGUUUGGAAAAAGCGAUGAUAAUCUGACAGAAAGACUAAACUGAACUGUUAAAAUUUUAAUUUUUAAAGAUAAAAUAACAUUAAGAUAUGUUGAUUCGUAAUAUUUUUA
Dendronephthya gigantea is the source of this 2033-nucleotide messenger RNA. RefSeq names its product RNA-binding protein 4B-like. Gene Ontology annotation, cellular component: cytosol. The record is from RefSeq and is a predicted model, not a curated record. The coding region runs from base 88 to 828 and encodes 246 amino acids. NCBI's taxonomy places the organism in Eukaryota, Metazoa, Cnidaria, Anthozoa, Malacalcyonacea, Nephtheidae. The transcript is spliced from 8 exons. Gene Ontology annotation, molecular function: zinc ion binding; mRNA binding.